AUGGCAAGGGAUUCGCCGAAGGAGGGCAAGACCGCGGUCUUUCCUAGCAAAUUGAAGAGUUUCAUGAGGGAUGUGGCCAGUCUCAAGAGGUCACACAGCGGGAGCCAACGUCCGCAGACGGCGGAAUCGGUCGUCUCCUCAGAGCAGGCGUGGAGCAUCGAGACUGAUUUUCCCGAAGAGCAGCCUCACAGCCAUGCGGGCAUCUCUGUCCAACUAUCACUAAGUUUUGACUCGCCGCUCGACUUCUGCUGGAACCGCUGCUAUAACAGCUCAGCCGACUUCAGGCCGAGCGAGCAGCUCCUCAGGGGCUUGGUCCGCAGGAUCGACCAUGGCUCGUAUGAACUCAUCACGCGCAAGGACCCCAACGCCUCCACGGCCACCAGAAGUGAAGGGAGGCCAAAGCCCAAGAGGUUUGAGAUGACCUUCCAGAUCAGCCAGAAGGGUUCGCUAUGGGCCUCGAGGACGUACAAGUCGUAUCAAAGAGCAGAGUUGAGCGCGGAGGCUAUCAAGGAGAUCAUCUUAUCAUCGCAUCGUCUGAUCGGCCUGUUUCUGCGUCGGCAUGAUCCUGGUUUUGUUUGGAAAGAUGGCCCGAUACGCGAUGAGAUUCUCGAGGCCCCAGAGCUCUCUCCCUACCGAGUUGGCGGGAUUCAACCUAUGAACUGCGUCCCUCGAUCACGUUUCCUGGAGGAGUCUCAAACAUUUGAGGUGAUACCCGGCUUUUCUCUCGAGCUCACCCUCACGAGCCGAAGCCAGCGCUGCAAGCCGCAAUGGCAGAAGACCAUACAGAUUGACAGCGAGCAAACCACGCCCCUGAACCUAGCUGUGGCAGAGGCAUUGUUUUCAAAUGCAUCCUACGCCAUGGAGGCGGCUCUGAGACCUAGGAAGAAGGCGAUCGAGGAACGCCAUCGCCAUCGCUGCGGAUUCAUCAGCGGGAUCUGUCAACAUUACGAAGACGAUGCUACUGAGAUCAGUUUACGCGUGAACAACAACCUUGGCCCAAAAUUUGAUCAUCUUCAUCGAACGAUGUACAGCAAGCUUGUCCUGAUAAGCCACCCCGAGGCUAAGGAAACUGUUGAUCUUGUCAAUAGCCUGGAACGCGCGAUGGAAGAUGCACGAGACAGCGCUGAUCACACUACCAAUGAAAUCAACGACCUUGACUUUAGGAUCGUGGAGUUGAGGGGUAAGGGAUGGCAUUUGGAUGAGCCGUUGGUGUUCACAUUAGGCCCUUCGGACUCCUACUCCCGGCGAAGUGUUCAAGCGAUACUCGAUCGGGUCCAAUCUGGCGUGGCUGAUACCCUGCGCGGAAAUGCUGCUACAGUUCGAAUGACUGCUGCCAAACGUGGCCACUUCAUAUUGGACAAAACACUCGUUGCUCGGGAACCGGCAGCAGCCUCGCAUAGAUGGGUCAUACCCUCGAAGAGCAAGGCAAAGGUUGUCAGUCGCCUCAACCGUCGAAUUCAACAAGAUAUCGACAUGAUCUGCAAAGAUACAUGUUCGCUCGACAAUCUCGACGAGGUGGCAGCAGAGGAGGGCAAGUCUGCAUUUAACCCUGACAUGAGUUCAGCGUUUGACCAGAGCGAAAUGGACACUUCUGAGCUUCGGCCUGAAACUCCAUCAAGCCCUGUUGCUCAGACCCCAAAACACAUGACCGGGACGCCUUUUACACCAACAUUAUCUCCGAGCCCGUGGAUAACCCGGUCAAAUGACCACCAGGACGUGCCGCUCUCGCCGGAUGGAAGUGUCUUCUCAGACAAGAGCCGACGAGCAUCUGUCAUCUGCCCCAAAACCGGUGUUAGGGCUUUCCCACUCGUGCCCACCACCAGCUCGUACGGUUUCACAGACAUGCCUGUUCUGAGCUCGCCAAAGCCGGAAGCAAAGCAACCAGAGGAGCCCACGAGCCCACCUACCGUGGACGAUCUUCCUUCAGACCGCAAGGAGGGUCAAGCUAUAAAGACUGCAGAAGCAGAGAAUGUCUUGGAGAACUCUGAGAAUAAUCACGUCAAGAGUCAAGAGCUGGAUCCCAACGACCAAGAGCCUAGAGCGGAGAACGCCGAGGCUCACGAUUCUCAGACGCCGAGUGUCGGCGCUAAGGACGAAUCUGAAGUGGAAGAGAGACGUGCGUCGACGAUCACAUUGGACUCGCACAAGAGGAAAGAAGCAGACGAACUGUCUCUGACUCCUUCUACACCAAGUCUAGUCUAUGGUGGCGGUCAUUCUGCGAGGAGCAGUAUAUUGUUUACUCCACAUAUACAAGCGGUCACUUCUGGUAUGGACAGUGACCCGUUGGUUGCUCCUGGUACACCCGAAAGCCACAUUGACGAUCAGGUACCAGUCAGUCAUGUCGAGUUGGAGUCUGAUCAGAAGCCCCCGAAACUGAACCCCGGCGGGUCGCCCUCCAGAAUGUCCAGCACAAACAAGCCCAGACCUGCGCCGUCUCCACUGCAACACCAAAGUCGCCAUAGCGAUGAGAGCAAACCAGAAGAUUCAACCACUGUUGAGGUUGAAGACGUCAAACGUGGUGUCGAAGCAAGUGAAGGGUCACAGGAGCAAAUGACACCUCCUACCGAUCAAAGUCGAGAUUUGUCAAGCGUUGCACAGGAAGCGGAAGUCAAGUCAUCGCCCGGCCCGGCUUCUGUCGAAGCUGACUGGCCAGCCAGCUCCCCUAAGGCUGAGAUUGAUUCCCAAGGCGAGAAGAAGGCAUUAGCUGCUGAAGCUCCCGUUGAGGAAGGACCCGUCGAGAAGCCACCGGCAGAGCAAAAACAAGUCAAGACUGGGCCUAAUUUCUAUCUGGAUUCAGCCCCAAGCUCGAACAACAGCUCACCGGUUGUUGAGCAGGUUGCUGUAGCUCCCGUGGCAAUUACCUUCACAGAGGAGCCGAGAACGCCUACAGACAAUGUUGUUGACGGGAUCGAGACACCCUCAGAUGGAUUCGCGCAGACUAGGCAAGACUUUGACUUCUCGUCCCCUUGGACCGUCUCUACUCCGUUCAGCGAAGAUCGCAGAUAUGCGCAUUUGGACGAGGCUAUCGAGGACGACGAACGGACAUCCCAGGACCCAGCUGGACACUCUACUAACCUACUAAUCCCCCGAUCAAUGUCUUCUAGCCUGGUACGUCCGCCCUUCCGGACCCGGAAAAGCUCGUUCGGAAGCGCGGGCUUGCUCGGGUUCCGCUAUGGUGAGCCACGGCUAAUCGAGAUUGGGUUGCGCAGGGCGCUGAUGAUACCGAUUGGUGGAGGAGGCACGUUAUCCCGGCCGAGGACGGCGACGUCUUUCUUUAACAGCAUGAACUACGGCCGCGAUGCGGCUUCAUUGCCGCAGCGGCCCGCCAGUUCGGGGAAGGAGCUGGAACUGGCCAAGGGGCCGGCGAGCUCCGCCGGCAAGGAGGUCAACUAUGGAGAGGUUGACAUGGACCCGGGCGUCAUGAAGAAGGCUGCUAGCUCGAACAUGCUGCAGGACAUGGUCCUGGUGCAGAGCAAGGAUGAGGCCCGCAAGGAUAAGAAGGAGAUUAAGCCCGGAGAAGGGCACAGGAACAGAAGUGGCAGUCUAAUGUUCUUGAUUGCUGGCGCGACAAUGGCCUCGCAGAUGAUUGGGAGUGGCUCUUCUUGA
Neoarthrinium moseri is the source of this 3606-nucleotide messenger RNA. RefSeq lists its product as uncharacterized. The record is from RefSeq and is a predicted model, not a curated record. NCBI's taxonomy places the organism in Eukaryota, Fungi, Ascomycota, Sordariomycetes, Amphisphaeriales, Apiosporaceae. Bases 1 to 3606 code for a protein of 1201 amino acids. The transcript has a single exon.